Lutzomyia longipalpis is the source of this 4161-nucleotide messenger RNA. RefSeq lists its product as uncharacterized. The coding region runs from base 1052 to 2887 and encodes 611 amino acids. Gene Ontology annotation, biological process: adenylate cyclase-activating adrenergic receptor signaling pathway. The record is from RefSeq and is a predicted model, not a curated record. The transcript is spliced from 2 exons. NCBI's taxonomy places the organism in Eukaryota, Metazoa, Arthropoda, Insecta, Diptera, Psychodidae. Gene Ontology annotation, cellular component: membrane. Gene Ontology annotation, molecular function: G protein-coupled receptor activity; dopamine neurotransmitter receptor activity, coupled via Gi/Go.
CUCGACAAGUUAAAAUCAGUCUUCGUCUUCUAGCCAUAGAAGAAGGCAGCACUGAGAGUCUCCUUCUCAAAUAAUUGCCGCCACACGAUUAGAAUCACAGUGUUUUGCAAAAACUGCACUGGUUAGCGGAGAUUUAUUAAUUUGAGUUUGAAGACAAAGUUAUAUAUUAAUUUUUUGGUGCGGUUCUCUAAUUAUUUGUUUGAAUUUUGUGAGAUUGUUUUAAAAAUUCCAAGACAGAGUUGCAAGAAGCGAGUGCUUUGCUAUAAAAGAAAAAAAAAGAAUUCAGAAAUAUAUUUUGACUCAGCAGUGUGAACAUUUUUGUGAAAUGUAAACGUCCUCCACGGCUCGACUACUUGUAGACUCUAUGUUCACCAAUAUAUAGCGUAACACUUAUGCAGUGCCCAUUCUCUGGAGGAAGAGACAGACAAACUCCGCCAAAGUAUAAGAAGUGAAAUUUCCAGACGUUGGUCGUGCAGCUAAAAUCGUGACUCGAGAUUUUCUGAGAAGUACCCACCGAGUUUAAAAAUCCAUUAUAUUUGAUUUAAAGCAUUGUGUUGUGGCGAAAAUUCAGCAAAUUGAAUGGUUGCAGUAAAAAAGUAAAUGUGACACCUGGAUUCUUCAGUUUAUGUUGUCAAGAAAUUGAAAGUGGAAGAUCUAAAGAUAGACGUUACAUGAGCAAAACCCCUACGCUCAAAUUGAUAAGCAACAUUUGUACUUAUUGGUGUGUUACGCACAGAACUACAAGACGCCACUGCGGCUUUGUGUACCCCCCAACAGAAGUACACUACCUAAAGUUCUGUAGUCUGAAUAAUAACUGAAUGACAUGCAUAUCGAAUUUCUAUAAAUAUUUAUACAACCGAUUAUCAUGAGAUUCGCGUAAUCACAAAACGUGAAUUAUUGAGUUCUGUGAACGCAUCACCAUUCUUGCUGAAUAAGUAUUUCGCACGAAAACCCAUUUGCCAAGUCACAUAAAAAGGAUAAAAAAAUUUUUAAAAAAAUGGGCAAAUAAAUAUGCUGAGAAAAUCUAAACCAGGAAAGAUUGCACACAGAUAUGGCUAUAGAUUUCUUAAUUGGAGCUCUACUAUUGCUCUCAGUGAGCGUCAAUGUACUGGCACUUGGUGUCUUCUGGAUGACACCAAGCCUCAGAACAACAGCCAAUCGCUUUGUCAUCAAUCUACUUAUUGUUAACCUCGUCUGCUGUUUAUUCCUUGGACCAUCUCUUCUGCUCAAUUCAUUUGAUUUGCGUGAUUCAAGAGAUGAUUCCAAUGACCUAUCAGAUGCACUAUCAGACAUCAACUGCAGUAGCAUCAAUGGCACAGCACCAGGGUGCACAGAAAAUAUUAUCUUCAAAGAAACUUCAGUUUCUGAGAUAAAGAAUACAAUCGUUAUUACGGAAUUUGAGGAAAAGGUGAAGGAGUUGGAUGAUGAAGAUGAUUCAAUUUUGCCAAGCAAUCGUCUUUGGACUCUAGAUGUGGCAGCAGCUUUGGGUGCUCUAUCAGUACUCUUGGUGGUUGGAGAUACGUGGUGUGCUGUGACUGAUCCACUGCGAUACCAUACGAGGGUAUCAGCACCGCGAGCAUGGGCCCUCAUUGGAGCUACAUGGUGCCUAGGUAUUGUCUUUGGUGUGGCAUCAUCAUUUCGUGGGGAUGACACUGUCUUGUACGAAUCAUAUGGGAUCUACGGAGCUGUGUUCUCAUUUGCGUACUUCUUCGUCAUCAUCCUGCUGCCCUUUGGCCUGGUGUGUGCCAUGUAUUGGCGAAUAUUCCGAGAAGCACGUGAAAAUGGGCUCAGAAUGCGCCAAAAUGGAUCAUCUCCACUCCUCCAGAGUGCUCUGAAUCUCACAUCUUUCAACACCCAACAAUCACCGCAGAACUUUCCCAAUGAGCGCCAAUCGGCGCCUGGGGAUCUUCCACCACGCGACGGAGGAGAGUACGAAGCCAAAGAUUCGUGUACUAAGCCACUGCUACUAAAAAAUAAUCUCGAAAUACCAAAGUCAAUAGAUAACAAUCAGAAUAACAUCCUACUAUCGCUAUCACUGGAGAGUGGUGAAUCAAUGAGGCGAAAUUACAGUGCACGCCAAUUGUUCCCUCAUGAGGACCUCGAUAAGCUCAAAUGUGACUUGAGGCAUGCGAAUUCCACGCCAAAUCUCCAAAAGCUCACAACGGUGGUUAAUGUGUCGGGACCACUGCUUCCUCUGCCCACGGUCCAGGUGCACCCAAAGGCCCUAAGCUACAUGACAUCCAUCCGACAUAGACUCUCUAAUGCCUCAUCACUGUUCAAGUAUCGCGAGGAAUCCCGCGCUGCUCGUAUUAGUAUUCUCGUGAUAAUCAUGUUCCUUAUUUCCUACAUCCCAUUUGGUAUUCUCGUACUCCUCGAAGGUCACAGCGUGCCCCUCCUCAGUCCCUCCGAUCGCACGCUCGUCUCCAUCUUUGCAGUAGUGCUGGCCAAUCUCAGUUCACCCUUCAUCUUUGCCUAUCGCAACAAACGUGUCCAACGUGGCGUAAGACGCCUAAUGAGUAUUAAUGUCAAGAGAAAUCAACGUCUUCAGCGACGCCGCAACAGCACCAAAACUAAGACCAUCACCCUGGCCGCAGCAGCUACCAAGGCUGACGGGAAGUGUUCAUCAAACUCCACAAAUACUUUUGUGAUGGAGGUGGAAAAGUGUGCGGACUUUGCGGUUGAUCAGCAAAAGAUUUACAACCAACAUAAUCUGCAUCCACCCACCCAUAUUCCCGGCUUCGUACCACACUCUACGCCACCCCGUUCGAGCGAUGUGCACUCGUUAUACGAUAAAAAGCAUUCUUUGCUCAAUAGAAUGUGCGAUACAACAUGGAAAAAAUGGGGCUGUACCACGGAUUCUUGUGUCGGCGAACAAACAGAUGUUUAAUAAGAACACCCAACUACUACUCCUACUCCUUAUAAGAGUGCACGGAAUUUCUGUAAUCGUGCCACAAGAAUUUAAAACAAUUAUUAAACAUUUUAAUUUUCUCUGAAAUAUUCUCAGAUUUGAAAAUGAAGGAAAAAAACUCAUAUCAAGAAUUUAAAAAUUUAGAAGAAAAAAAGAAUUUUCUUAAAGAUAUUCUUUAACACAAUUUUCAGUAUUUAUGAAUGAAAUUACUUAUCUUUUGUCCAAUUCAUGUUACGCCAGAUAAAAAUGUAUUUUUUAAUAUUUAGUAUAAUUAGAUAUUAAAAUAUUUACAGAGUACCACUGACUAGACUGUAUAGUUGAAAAUUAUUUUUUUAAAAGUUAUUUGAUAGUUUUGUAAAAAUAAAUAUUAAUAAUAACUCGACGAUUUAUCUUUCAUAUUUUGACAUUUUUAUCUUUUUUUUUGCAAAAAAAACCUAUCUUAAAAAAUAUUUAUUAAUUAAAAUAAAUUCUUUAGCCAUUCUGCCAUGAAGAAGAAUUUCUAUUAGAAUAAAAAUUAUGAAUGAAAAUUCUGAAAAAUGAAAAAUUUCAUUGAAUUUUAAUUUAUAUCUUUUGCAUAUAUUUUCUUUUACUGUAUAUUUUUUUAGACUUUCUUAGUUUAGAACUAUUUUGCCAACAAAAAAUAAUCACCCAAAAAAAACUUUAAUGUGAAUAAUCCCUCUCUAUCUUGAAAUAAUUCCAAAAACGAAUUUAUCUUAAUAGCAAUGCCAGAAGAAAAAAAAUGGAAUGCGAUUUCUUGACAUUCUAAACACCCACAUAAUAAUGUAUUAUGUACCCCACAAUAUAUUAGGUAUUUAUUUACAUAGUUAGAUUUCUUUAAGCAUUUGCAAAGAACGUGGGAAUUGAAGUAGAACAUUUUUUUUCUUUCAAUGUACAUUUAAGAUGCAUUAACACCAAAUAGCUUAUGAAUCCAUGAUUCUAAAGAUUUUAGAAAGUUACAAAAAAUUUUAGUUGAAUAAAAUUUAUAGAAAUUGUAUCAAUUGAAGAAUUAUUUUAUUUUUUAUACAUACUAAACAGGAAUGCUCUUAAAUACAAAAUAUUAAAAGAAUUUAUAAUGUAAAUGAUGUAAAAUAAAAAAAAUGCCAAAUUGUAAAAAUAGUGCUGAAUAUUUUUCAUUUUUUUCUGAUUUUCUUUUAAAUUAUUUUUAGAAUAAAAAAAAUUGACGGAUUUAUUAAAAAUUAAUCCAAAUCAUGUUAAAGAGAAAGUAUGUAAAUAAAACGUUGAGAUAAAAAGAA